Messenger RNA from Puntigrus tetrazona (Sumatra barb), 1525 nucleotides. Its product is annotated as patatin-like phospholipase domain-containing protein 2. Bases 92 to 1243 code for a protein of 383 amino acids. Gene Ontology annotation, biological process: lipid homeostasis; triglyceride catabolic process. Gene Ontology annotation, cellular component: membrane; cytoplasm; lipid droplet. The record is from RefSeq and is a predicted model, not a curated record. The transcript has 7 exons. Gene Ontology annotation, molecular function: triacylglycerol lipase activity. NCBI's taxonomy places the organism in Eukaryota, Metazoa, Chordata, Actinopteri, Cypriniformes, Cyprinidae.
UGUAGCCAGAUACUAUCAGUGCUAAUGACUGACCUUCAUUUGGACUCACCGUAAUUCAUCGCACUUGCACUGCAUAACCUCAGCUACUCAUAUGCUGAAGAACAUGCAGGAAUCCGCUAAAGACUGGAAUAUUUCUUUUGCCGGCUGUGGAUUUCUGAUGGCUUACUACUGUGGAGUCUACAGCUGUUUAUUUGAACGGGCCCCAUUUCUACUUAAGGGGGUGAAGAAGAUUUGUGGGGCUUCAUCUGGUGCCCUCAUGGCUGCAAUACUAGCAUGCCAGAUGUCUCCGGCCAAAUGCUGUGAACAUUUGCUGGAAAUGUCUCGGGAGGCUCGGAAAGGCACUCUGGGUGCUGUGCGUCCCUCCUUCGACCUGCUAAGGACCGUACGACGCUUCCUAAAUCGUGACCUGCCCGAUGAUGCCCAUCUGCUCGCACGUGGACGGCUGUUUGUGUCCCUCACGCGAGUGUCAGAUGGGACAAAUGUGUUGGUGUCUGAAUUUGACAGCAAAGAAGAUCUCGUUCAGGCUCUGAUUUGUAGCUGCUUUUAUCCACUGUACUGUGGCGUGUUCCCUCCAAGCUAUCGUGGAACAAGGUAUGUAGAUGGAGCACUGAGUGAUAACAUGCCCUUUUCUAGUCUGAGGAACACAAUCACCAUCUCGCCUUUUUCUGGAGAGAGCGACAUCAGUCCUUACGGCAACCCUUUUUACUUCCAUGAUAUAUACUACAAUAACGUCAGCAUUCACAUCAACUUCAUCAACGCACACCGAGUGGCCAUUGCAUUUUUUCCUCCAGAACCAGAGGUCCUGGCUGAGAUGUGUCAAAAUGGAUAUAAAGAUGCUUACCUGUUUUUAAAAGAAAAUGAACUCCUGAAGCUCACAUCGCCACUGUCAGAGCUGAUCCUAGCUGACGAAAAGAGAAAAUAUUUUAGUGAAAACAAGCUAAGAGUGACCGGGAAUUCUAAUAAUAUCCUUCCAGAGUCCAUCAAAAAUGUAUUUUAUGAGGCUAGCAUAAUGGAAAAUGAUGACACAAGAAGUCCCCUCUCAGUAAAGCUGGUUUACUGUCUAAUGUGGUGUGCUUUGCCAGCGGAGAUGGCAUGCGUAAUGCUUUUAAGGUAUACAUGUCAAAAAAAAAGAGUGAAAUUGAAAUUUCAAAAUCUUAAUUUCAUGCUAAUCCCUAACUAUUUUUUAGGCUUGCUGAGUGCGCUCCAGAGUUGUGGUCAUAUCUGCUGUGGAUAUGGCAGAUGACAAUGAGAACGUUUGGACAAAUAUUGAAGAAAGCUUUCUCAAUAAGGUUUGAAAGAGAUUACAAAUCUAAAUAGUCCAAAUAUUAAGUGUGACGCCCCUAAAUAACAAUUUCUUUACCAACUCCCUUCAACUGCAAACCCAACCCAACAACCUCUUCUACCUGUUCUUACAUGCACUGUGUAAAUAUAUUAAAUAAAGAGGUUUCAAUAACGAUUUUAAUCUUUUUAAAUGGCCUCUAAAUUAAAGAUAUCAUUUCUAAAAAUUACAUCAGAUCAGUUUGUU